AUGGUGGCGGAUAUCACCUUCUCGGCACAUCGUGUCCUGUGCGGCUUUAUUGCUACUUCCACUUUCCUUGAUGCGGGUAACUGCCCUGGCGCCUCGUUGUGCUCGAAUCUUCAAUCGCAUGAUUGGCGUCCAAUUAACGCAUUCUUUCCCACCGCAAUCUCUUCCUGUCGUGCAGAUUUCGUCCUGGAUCUCGUGCCCAAUGGCGAACUUCUGGACCGAAUCAAGAAGCUUGGCAGCCUUACUUCGGAAGGCGCUCGUUACUAUACUGCUCAAAUCGUCGAUGCCGUAGGAUGGAUGCACAACCUCGGGCGAUCUCAAGCCCGAAAACAUCUUGCUGGACGAGGGAUUCGAGUGAAGAUCACUGAUUUCGGUAGUGCUCGGAUAGACCCAAUGGAAGGACAAGGGGGAGGAGUAACCAACCCCAGCAGCGUUGGACCUUCCAGCACAGCCAAUGGCGCGGUCGAUUCGGUCGUGGACCAGCCGCGCGCAAGUUCGUUUGUGGGGACUGCCGAGUACGUCAGCCCCGAGUUGUUGAUCAACAAUGUGACGAGUCGAAGCUCGGAUAUAUGGGCGAUCGGAUGUAUCUUGUUCCAAAUGUUGGCCGGGCGUCCUCCGUUCAAAGGCGGUUCCGAGUACCUUACUCUUGAACAAGUCAAGCGCUCGAGUACCAGGUGCCAGAGCAUUUCGAUUCCGUCGCGGAGGAACUUGUCAAAAACAUUCUGGGAUCUAUCUUUCUCGUCUUGUGCUGACCGCGCCUCACAGGUACUGGAACCUACCGCACGCCCGACCAUUGCAGCCAUUCGUAGCCACCCGUUUUUGGCGGAUACUGUGCCCACCUCCGCCCGAGUCCCAAUGGAGUUCGAAUCCGAUGAAGACGACGAUUGGAAUCGGUUUGUUGACGGAAGCAAUGAAGAAGAGGGAGGGCCCAAGGAUGUCAGCUCCUACAUGGCACGAAUGGGCUACUUUGGUCCCGGUGCCCUGCCUCAGCAAAGCACGAGCAGCGAACCUACUCCACGUGCGACCGAGCCCAGUUACAACUUCCAAGACUACAGGUUUGGGGAAGUGUCGACUGUGCCUAUCCCUGCUACUGCAGAAACUUCGCUGCUCUUGCAAGCCGAACCGGCCCCGCACUCUCGUUCGUCUAUCCCGCCGUCGCUACCGCCCAUCUUAUCCCCAGGGUUGAGCACUCUUGAAAACGAAAUCGCGGUCGAGGACGAUGAUUAUGUGCCCGAGCUCCAGUCGAAAGAACAGCGUAUACGAACAGACCCAUUGCGAGCGUCUCAUUCGUCUACCAUCUCGGGUGCUGGAACGGCAAGUUCUUCAGAAGGGAGCCCUCUCGGUUCCACGGUCGGAACAGCACGCACCGGAAGCGGAGAACGCAUGCCUGCUGCGGGUGGGGAUGUUGAGGGUUUGAGGACUGCGUUGGCCGUCAUGGGACUGGGUAGUGACUCAGAGCGACUGACGUCUGCGCUCGCGCCAGGCGAAGCCCCCAUGUUCAUGAGCAGCAUCUUGUCGCGGCCGCGGCAUCGACUGACGGCCGUCCUCCCCUCCAAGCGCCGGAUUCUUAUACUCACUACUACACCGCGCCUGUUGUGUAUCAAGGAGGAACGCGAUCGGGUGGUUGUUAAAUUCGCCUUGUUGUUUUCUGGUCGCGAAGCACCUCAACCGCCGUCCAACGCACGGGGCCGGUCUAUAGCCAGAUGGAAGCAGCAACCCUCCACGUCGUCCGCAUCUACUCAGAGCACAGAUCGUGGGUCGGAAGCGGACGGAGAGCAGGAGAAUCCCACAGAGGAGACAGUUCAGAAUGUGGAGACCAAGGGGGAGAAGAGUUUUGUUAUUCAGACUCUGUCCAAGAUUUAUACCUUUGUAGCAGAUAAUUCAGAAGAAGCCCAACGAUGGGUCCAACAAAUCAAGGCCGUCCAGCAGGCCCAAAUUCAACGCCGACGUAGUAGCAGGCUCUCGACUCGGCCGACUGUCAUCGUUUGA
Messenger RNA from Rhizoctonia solani, 1986 nucleotides. Its product is annotated as 3-phosphoinositide dependent protein kinase-1. Gene Ontology annotation, biological process: peptidyl-serine phosphorylation; intracellular signal transduction. The record is from RefSeq and is a predicted model, not a curated record. Lineage: Eukaryota; Fungi; Basidiomycota; Agaricomycetes; Cantharellales; Ceratobasidiaceae. The coding region runs from base 1 to 1986 and encodes 661 amino acids. Gene Ontology annotation, molecular function: ATP binding; protein serine/threonine kinase activity. The transcript is spliced from 7 exons.